CAGGAUGCUUCCUUGGGUCCGAGCGGGUCAGCCCGCAUUGCGCAGCCCAGCAGCAGCAUGGACAGGGCUGGGGUGGAUGCGUGGGCAGACACCUUUGCCCAACUCAUGGCCGAGAGGAAGCCCCAGGACUUCUGGGCUCUGCACCCUCAAGACAGCCUGGUCACCGGGCAACCAGACCACGAUAGUCUCCAGUACUGGCUGAAGGGGCUUUCGAGGCUCCAGUGCAAUCGCUGCCCUUGGACCUGGGGCUCUGCCCAUGUGCGCAUUCUCUUCCGCCUGUGGUGGGACAGGGACCACCGCCGGGGGCAUGUGAGGAUGCGCCUGUGGGGCCCACAGUGCAGGCUGUGCCCACCAGAUGCCCCUGGGGAAUGCCAGGUGAGCCCUUCCCACAUCCGGCCUCUCCUCCGAGAGCUGGUCCUGCACAUCUUACGAACCUGCUAUGGGGACAGCCCGGGACAGGGCUCUAAAAGCCGUGCUGGUGAUGGCUGCGAGGCCUGUGAUCUGGGCGUCUGCUUCCUCCAGAGAGAGCCCGAGCCCACCAGGGUGUCCCUGGCCAAGAGUGUGGAAGCCUUGGAAAGUAGGGGCUCUGGGAAGGGCAGUGAGGCCACCACAGCUGGCCAGGGCCAGCUGCUCCACCCUGGAAGCGGCCCCCUGGUCAAGCAUGCCAGGGACCCCAAACCUGUCUCCAUCCCCAUCCUGGUGAUUGACUUCAUGGAGGAGCCCUUCUCUGAGGACAGCGACUUCUUUGAUGAGGGUGACCCGAUAGUCACCAUUCCCUUCUCUCUUGUGGACACGGAGGCCAGCCAUGGUCUUGCUCUUGGGGAGGUCAUUGGCCAGGGCUCCAUCUGCUUGGCAGGAAGCUCCGGGGCUGUGCCUGAGGGCCAGAACAUCCCAGUGCACUUCAGAGCCCCCAUCUUCCCUGGCCAGGGCAGCAUCCUGGAGACUUUUGAGCUCCCAGGCUUCCUCUUUGGGGGCCAGGGCUCCCCACCCAGCCCUGUUGGCAUUGCUAAAGGCCAGGGCCCCAUCUCCUUCAGCGUUGGCUGCCUGGCUCCUGGGAAUUCCUUUCCCUCUGUGUCCUAUGUCAUUGGCCUCCUGGCCAACGGGGAGGGCGCCAUCACUCUCCCCUUAUCUCUAACCAGCAUCUUCAGGGGCCAGGACAGCCUCACCCGUGUCCCCGAGGGCAGGGGGAGGGGAGAUGGUGGCCAGAGCUGCACCACUGAUGGUCACAAUUCCCCUCUGGAGACACACGCAGAGCACCGAGCUGCCAGCAAGGGCGGCCCUGCCACUUUCCCCUUCACCUUUACUGACAACGCCCCCUGCAAAGACUCUCUUAGUGACGUCGCCAAAGGGAGAGAGAAGGGAGCCAGUGCAGAAGGCCCAGGAUCCCUCAUCAUCAGUCAGGGCUCCAUCACCAUCCCACCCUCAGUCCUCAGGAUAGCAGGGAGCAUGGGCCCUGGAGACCCCCAGCGCCAUGGCUUCGUCACCUUCCACCACUACAAGAGGAGAUGGCUGAGCUCUGGGUCCAGCAGGUCCAUCAGGGAGGAAGGUGCCGGCCCCCGAAGGGCCCGCCGCAGGCCCCGCUCUGAGCGCCGCCAGGACUUCUGGCUCUGGGUGUCUGUGACCAUCUGUGCCCUGUGGCUGCUCUGCAUGUUCAAGCUGAACCUUGCUGGCCUGUAGAAGCCUGACACCCCCUCUGGCAGCCCCACUGUGACCCCCACAAACUCACCCCAGGAAAAUGUCUCCACCCCCAGCCAGAAACUGGUGCCUGCUUUCCUGACCUGUGUCCCUUUCCUGACACGAGUGCUGGUUUUGUGGAUGUCUACUGUGAGUGUCCUGUGAACUGUAAACGUGUGUUAAGCUCAAUAAAAUAAAACCAAGCCCAGAA
Chinchilla lanigera (long-tailed chinchilla) is the source of this 1885-nucleotide messenger RNA. RefSeq names its product receptor (chemosensory) transporter protein 5 (putative) (gene Rtp5). The coding region runs from base 58 to 1677 and encodes 539 amino acids. The record is from RefSeq and is a predicted model, not a curated record. Gene Ontology annotation, biological process: protein targeting to membrane; detection of chemical stimulus involved in sensory perception of bitter taste; protein insertion into membrane. NCBI's taxonomy places the organism in Eukaryota, Metazoa, Chordata, Mammalia, Rodentia, Chinchillidae. Gene Ontology annotation, molecular function: olfactory receptor binding. The transcript has 2 exons.